AUGGCGAGCCACCAACCGCAAGCCGGCCAAUGCUUCGCCGCUGGAAACGGGUCACUUGAACUCGCCGAACAAGACGGAUAUGACCUCUCACUCCUGGCGGCUGCAGCGCCCCUGGGUCACACAGACCAUGACAAUGACUUGGCUCCCCAACAUGGACAAACGGAGGAGCCGUACGACCUGACGUCCAUGAUCGGGCCAUUUAGCUCCCAAGGCGAUGCUUUCCUCCGAAAUCUACAGCAGCAAGAAGCAAACGGCCAGCUAACUCGUGGCCUCGGCGCGGGCCUCAAGCCCAGCACUACCCUCACCGGCGACGAACUCAUGUCCCCCGUGGCGACGUCGCCUAGAGGCCUGUUGCGAUCUUUCUCACGUCGCCAACCACAGCUCGAUCGCGCCACGAGUAUCAAGGUCCUGGGCCAAAACGAAGCCAACCGGCGAGGCGAGGUCAUCGAGGUCAUCAUGGAAGAGGAUCCAGCCUCUGAAGUCGACAUCAGCGGCUUGACGGGACCAAACGCCCUCACUGAUCGUGUCGAUGCCAUGCGUCAAACUACGUUUCCCGCCAAAAGGGGCGAGGCCCAGGUCUUCUACCCACAGCCCAACUGGAAGCCAUUUUCCAUGCGGUGGCCGUACCUCGCCGCGCUCAUCCUCUUGUCUAUCGGACUGGCCGUCAUGGAGGAGCUGCUCUACCGCCAAUCCCAUCGCAAUCCUUUGCUGAGCUUCGUAUCACCCUCUGACCUGCCGGCAGGUCAAUACUUUGCCUUCAAGUUUGCGCCGACCCUGCUCUCUGUCUUGUACGGAGUGCUCUGGCAAUUUGUCGGCAUCGAGGUCAAGCGCCUUGAAGCCUUCUACCAACUGUCGAAGGAAGGCGGCGCCCUGGCCGCCGAAUCCAUCAACGUCGACUACAUAACGAGCCUCAACUGGUGGCGACCCUUUCAAGCCAUCAAGCUGAGGCACUGGGCUGUGGCCGUCAGCUCCGUCGCCACCACCCUGGCUGUUUCUCUCGUGCCCACGUUUGGGGCCGCCUCCAUCAUCCUGUCCCCUGGCCGCACAGAGCGAAUGGCGCAUCCCGAGGAGGAAAAGGAGAUAUUGGUCGAUGGACUGUGGUCGAGGCUUCUCGUCUCCACGCUUUGCGUCUGUGCUUUUUGCGGCUGCGUGCUUCUUUGCAUUUUGCAAACUCGAAGAUCAGGCCUGUUGGCAGAUGUUCAGGGCAUUGCCGGCCUUGCGUCCAUGGCUGUUGUCAGUCACAUUCUCGUCGAUUUUGCCGAUCUCGACGUUGUCAGCCACGACGACAUUCAUGCCAAGCUCAAGCAUCGUCGCUAUGUUCUUCGCAACGCAUCGCUUGCGCCAGAUGACGAGACACCCGUCACCUCCCGAGAUCGCAACAGAUACCAGGACGCCCACCUCUCCAAGAACCCGCACCCCGGCAUGCUGCGGCCUUCGGGUUUCGGCAGCUUCGCCGUUGCCGUUUUGCUCUUUCUCGCCUUCAUCCCCAUCUUCCUGUUCACACCCGCCAGUGCCAUGACAGACAAGGCGCCGUGGCUGGUCACGGCCCUGGCUGUGUGCAUCAAGCUCGCCUGGGGCACGCUCGACACGGACGUCCGCAUGAUGGAGCCGUACUAUAUCCUCUCGCGACGGCACGCCCCGCCCUCCGUCCUCACGCUGGACUACACAUCCGUGCCCUUUGGUCUGCUCCCCGUCCGCGCCGCCCUCAACGGCCACUGGCUCGUCUUCUUCGUGGGUUUCGGCUCCAUCAUGGCCGAGAUACUGACCGUGCUCGUCACGAGUCUCGCCACCGUCCAGGGCAGCGACUUUAUCAGCCUCGUCAUCCCCGGCAAUGCAAACGACGACACGAAGCACAUCCAAGCCGGCCAGGAGACGAAGCUCUCCUUUUGGGUGUCGUUUGGCCUCGCAACGUUCAUCCUCGUCUACAUGCUCGUCGUGUCGGCGUUUGUCUUUGUGCGACGGCGCCACCCGUUCCUGCCGCGGCAGCCCAACACGCUGGCGAGCGUGCUGGCGUUCAUACACCAGAGCAAGAUGAUCUGGGGGUUCGUGGGCACCGCCAAGCUGGACCACAAGGGCAUGGUGCGACACCUCGCGGCGCGGGAGCAGCAGACGUACGGGCUCGGGCGGUUCGUCGGCAGGGAUGGGCAGACGCACUGCGGCGUCGACGAGGAGGAGCUGCUUGGCGGCUACAAGCACGGGUCGGCCUUUCAGGGGCCCAACCAGCCGUGGGACAGGCAGUGGGAUGCAUACGAGUAG
This is a messenger RNA of Verticillium dahliae VdLs.17, 2256 nucleotides long. RefSeq lists its product as uncharacterized. The transcript is spliced from 3 exons. Lineage: Eukaryota; Fungi; Ascomycota; Sordariomycetes; Glomerellales; Plectosphaerellaceae. The coding region runs from base 1 to 2256 and encodes 751 amino acids. The record is from RefSeq and is a predicted model, not a curated record.